CCCGCGAGGCUGCUGAUAGCCUCACUGCUCAACGGGACUCCCUCCCGCCCCCACCCUCCCGACAGCGUCUAGUCCGGUCUGAUCUUGUCUGUGAAAUCCCAGCCCCGGUUGAUCCAUGCGCUGCGAUCUGCUUCUGGCGGAGCUGGCAAACGUGGCAUGUGGCAGGGCAUAGCUAGCCAAGCUGGGCACCAGGUGCCGGAUGGGACCAGCCAGGGCCGGAAGGUUUUCAGAGCACUGUAAGAAGAAGCUUCGUCGAGGCAAGGAUGUGGGUCGAAAUGAAGCACGUCUUAGCAUUUAUGUAGCACGAGCCCUACGAAGAGUGGAAACCAGGCGCAGCCGGAGCAAAACCUGCAGAAGAAAGAAAGAUCGGACUCGAGCCUGUUGGGUGGAGCGGUCAGGCGAGCUUUCCCAGGCACGGUCACCUUUGGGACAGCUUGCCCUUUGUCGGUGAAGAAGAAAAGAGGAGGGGAAAGUAGCCGCUGUUUACUCCAGAAGCGCCCGUAGAGAUUUCAGGACUUGCAAGGGACAGUAAUCUGCUUAAUGCAAGGGAAGGCGACUGGAAUUCACCAAGCAACAACAGGUUAAACCGGGGAGGAGAGCUUUCCAAAUCCAGUCUCAAUAGGACACAGGAGAAAGGGGGGGGGGGGGCAUCCCAGCAUUUAGUAGGAUGCCUGGCUGAAUCUAACCAAGGAGAGGGGGAGAAGGCAGAAACCAGAGUGGACUGAAUGGGCUUCCUGGAGCGGGGGCAAGUGCUGACCGGAGCUGACUGGCCAGGGCAGAAAUCACGGCUUUCAGGAGACAGAAUCCUUCGGUCGACCUGGCAGGGGUUCUGGCAUAUGGAACUGUCAAAGUAGAGGAGAGCUCAAGACUGACAACCCCAGAGAUGUCGGAGCAGAGUGAGGCACCAUCCCAUGCGCCCACUACCAGUGUUCCCAUGGACAACAAUGUAGUGGCCAUUAUCAUAGCUACCACAGUUUCUACUUCCGUGUUCAUUGUGGCCAUUUUGGUGCUUCUGCUGCUUUUGUAUCACCGAGACCCUCUGUGCUGCCAGUUCCUGUGCUCUUGCCGCUUCUUCCAGAAUCCCAGCCGAUAUGAUUGUCCUCCUCCGUACUUCAGUAGCAACCAGCGAUUGGUGGGGCUCCAGUCUGGAACUCAACGUCUGGAGAACACUGCUGAAAAUCCUGGCACUGUACAGGGGGACGAACUCUUCUGUGUUGGACCCCCCAGCAGCUAUCAGCUGCCUCCAUGGGAACAGCCACGCCUGCCAAGUUACGAGAGCGUGCGAAAGAAAGAUCGGCAGAGGGAGAUCCACCAGAUGAUUGCUGAAAGGUUUGGUUUGUGGGCAGAUGUCUCCCAAGAGUUACCACCACCUUAUGAGCAGGCCUUGAGGUAUCCUGCCACUUUAUCAGGAGCAGGUUCAGAGUUGUCAGCCAGACAGAGCUUGCCUGACAUGCUCCAAGCCUCACCCAUGUUCCAGCCUCACAGAAACACGUCUGUAUAAACUGGGUCAAUCCUCCAAACUAUCUCUGGGAUAGCACCAAGUGUUUGUUGCAUGGGUUUCCUUUCCACAAUGAACUCUGCCAAGCCCUUGGCCCAGAGCAACAGUAACUGAAAAGAACGAUCUAGAACAUUCCAGACAAAGCCAGCCAAGUGCUUUGGCUAGCGCUGAGAAUGAACAAUGGAAGAUCUCUCUGAAACCAAACCUGAAAAUAGUUGGGAAAUGGAAGAUGGAAUAGAGGUAUGAGAGGCUGGGGAAACCUCUAUCUGGAAUGGUCUAGAUCCAGGGAAUCCUGCCAUCCACUACAGAGGACAAUCUUAAGGGUGCUUUCCUGCCCUAGGAAUAAAUAAGCCAAGUACAUAUUCAGGAACUUAGCAGCUCCAGUGGGACUGAAGCAUCGAACAAAGGCAGUCAGAAGAUUACUGUGUCAUUUUAAAGGGGCCAAACUAAGUUUCCUAACCAAAGAACAUCCUUGGAAGAAGCACAGGCAACUUCUGUGAGACAAGGAGAUACCUCUAUGAGACCCCAAGAGCUGCCAAACCUUCAAAGUACUAAACUUUAAAAGGAGGGUAUCUCCACUGUCUUUUUGGCUGUCUUGAUAAAUGACUGAAACUUUUGAGUGACAGAAUGAAUGUAUCUUGCGUCCAGCUGUCUCAAUCAACCCAGCUCUACACCUUGGACAUAUUCCAAUGCUACAGGGAAGUUUUGCAAGUCCAAACAAGAUAGAAGGUUCAACAGUAGGUGGAAUCUGCGUGCUUUACAGCAAACGCUCCUGCAAUAGGCGUCGUGACGGAUGGACAGAGUUAACAGCCCAGGUUUUAGACCUUGCCAUAGAGCUGAGAAAUGGUUAGUGCAAAGAUAAGAGGUCUUCUCCCAUGGGGGAGGAAGGCAGCGAUAGACAUCUCUGUUGACCCUGUCUGAAUGUUUGACGGCUGCAGCUCAGACAAUCUUGUAAAGCUUAACUCUGACUUUUAUUAGAGGUCUUUUUUUGUAUUUGACAAAUAAGCUUUUAAAAUGUCGUUCCCAAUGCCAUUGUUUAAAUUAAAACAAUCAGAUGAGGAAA
This is a messenger RNA of Sphaerodactylus townsendi, 2561 nucleotides long. RefSeq lists its product as uncharacterized. NCBI's taxonomy places the organism in Eukaryota, Metazoa, Chordata, Lepidosauria, Squamata, Sphaerodactylidae. The transcript is spliced from 5 exons. The record is from RefSeq and is a predicted model, not a curated record. Bases 884 to 1501 code for a protein of 205 amino acids.